Messenger RNA from Wickerhamiella sorbophila, 372 nucleotides. RefSeq lists its product as hypothetical. The coding region runs from base 1 to 372 and encodes 123 amino acids. The record is from RefSeq and is a predicted model, not a curated record. The transcript has a single exon. Lineage: Eukaryota; Fungi; Ascomycota; Dipodascomycetes; Dipodascales; Trichomonascaceae.
AUGCAGUUUGGGCCGUUCUUGAUUCUCGCGAUUGUCUUCAUUUUGCAAUACGCAGCAUGGAGCCAGCUUUUCCAUCCGGUGAUCCGCAUCCUGUUUGCGUGGAUCGCUACCUGGAAUACCCACAUCAGGCUACAGCCGGGCUUGAUCACCCCCAAGGGCUACCAGCCGCCGAAUCUCAACUAUCCGUCCAGGAACUUAUGGAAGUUCUUGGGCAUGUGCUGUGCAUUCACAAUGGUCUACAUUUCGGCUACGGUUUAUGCCCCGACACUGCUAUCAAAGGGUCUGACCCAGAGCAUUGUCCAAGGGCUGAUUUGCUGCCUGGCCAUGGUCGGGGGUGUGGGGUAUAUCCUGCACUUUCACUAUCUCAAGUAG